Messenger RNA from Aplysia californica (California sea hare), 977 nucleotides. RefSeq lists its product as uncharacterized. The coding region runs from base 87 to 659 and encodes 190 amino acids. The transcript is spliced from 2 exons. Lineage: Eukaryota; Metazoa; Mollusca; Gastropoda; Aplysiida; Aplysiidae. The record is from RefSeq and is a predicted model, not a curated record.
UCAUCAUCUCUCCAUUCAUUUGCUUUAACAAGUCAAAAGAAAGUUGACAGACGACAACGCAGCUGGAAACAACAGCCCCAGUCACAAUGGCCGGAUUGUCCGGAAACUUGCUGUUCUCAGCACUAUGCAUACUGUGGCUUGCCGCAGUGGAUAGCAAGCCUAGCCAGGCAAGGAGCGUCCCUCUGACGGGAUCCCUGCAAGCCGAUGGUAUUCUCGAAGCAACGGGCAAAAGACAAGAACCGGAACUGGACUAUCAUGACUACACACACUGCAUGUUUUUUAAUGGUACACGCUGGAAUAAAAAUACCUACUCCCAAUAUUAUGAUGAGUUUAAGCCCACCCAUGAUCUAAUCGCGCCUGCGAACUUGGAGACCGAUCCACACAGCAAAAUCGAGUCGGACUACUGGUACAAUUACUUCUUCUGGUACAAUGCUUUCUACUAUCAUGACAUCCAGAGCAUACCUGAGCCCGAUUUCAGCUCGAAUUAUGAGUUCGAACCUGCUUACCAUGACCCAGUCUGGGACUACUGGCGUCAUUACUGGAAGGCUCACUUCCAGGCCCUCAGACCCAAGCCAAAAGAAUGUACUGACGACGUUUUAGACUUCUUCAACUCCAAUAAUAUCCGCCCCGUUAAUGAGUACGACAUUUAUGUCGGUUAAGCUUCGUUACGUAUUCAAAAUUGAAGAGGUUUAAAACUUUUUUUGGUCGAUUUUUUUUUUUGGGGGGGAGGGGGGGUUGCUCUUAUCAAAGUCAGUUUCUAUCUCUAUUAGAUCUACUUCUAAAAGCAUUGUUGUCCCAAUUUCUUUCAAAUUCUCUGUUGUAGAAAAGUUGGGUUUUCGUCAUUUUACUUACCAUGGAUUUAAUAUAGGUUAAAUAAUGAAUGUUCAAUAUAAUUAUUCUAAAGUAUUCAUAUUUUAUCAAAAGUCCUAAAAUGAAGUCUGGUACAAUAAUAAACACUGAAAAAUGCAUUCAUGGUA